Messenger RNA from Talaromyces stipitatus ATCC 10500, 3364 nucleotides. RefSeq names its product cytomegalovirus gH-receptor family protein, putative. Gene Ontology annotation, cellular component: endoplasmic reticulum membrane. Lineage: Eukaryota; Fungi; Ascomycota; Eurotiomycetes; Eurotiales; Trichocomaceae. The record is from RefSeq and is a predicted model, not a curated record. Gene Ontology annotation, biological process: maintenance of protein localization in endoplasmic reticulum. Bases 220 to 3246 code for a protein of 1008 amino acids. The transcript has 2 exons.
GACGAUGUGUUGACUUAACUUCAUUUAUCAGAUACGCAUCACCACAUACAUCCCUUCGGCCAAUUUGUUCUAUUCGCGGUUCAGGUUGCCGGAUUGUCGCUUGCCGAUAAAAGCUCUCUGUCUUCCGAUCGAACGUUGCAAAGUGGCAUCUGGACCUGCCUCGACUCCGAUAUAAUGCGCCAUGCGAUUCACCUCGUAAUCCUCCCCGGUUAGGAUAAAAUGGCACCUAUUGCAGAAGCAAACACUCAAUAUAGUGCCAAAGAAGAGCCGAUUUUCUCCCAAGAGGCCACCGCUACAUCUAGAGCCGCUCUAGGUGACCUCGGUUCCGGUCCUAACGACACCCUUCUAGCAACAAACGGAAAUGGCUCGGCCAAGGAAGUCCAGGACACAGAAAUGCAGCGCGAGUGGGACCAAGUGGCUUCAAAUGAAAAGCAGGAACGGAUACGACAGUCUUCUUCACAUGGUCUCGGCAUACAACUGGAGGGAUUAAAUGGGAACGGCGAAGAUUCGAAUGGUCCCACCAGUGUCGGUAAUGCUCAUAGAGCGUCCUCUCCUCAAAAUGCCAAGCAAGAUAAGGAAAAGGUUUUGAAAUUGUCACCAAUUCAGAUCCAGGAGCUCAUUUCAUCUCCGGACUCAAUACCCGUAGAGAAAGUACCGGAUAACCAUGAUAGGGAGAAUGAAUCUGCUGCUACAGCGAAGCCGUUGUCCUCGUUUGAUGAUAAUUUGGCCAAGGCGAGGAAUAGAGCCGAGUUCUUGAGGUCCAUCAGUGGUAGCUUCUAUCAGAAAAAGAGCACAAAGGGAUCGCAUCAUCUGGAAGACCCUCCCAGCUUUCUCAUUUCGAGUGAUGAUGCACCUAUGAGCGCUCCUAUCAGUCAGCAACCACACGCUUCGCGAAUAAUGACUAGCCCUACGGCUUUUCCGAGACAGAACUCAGUGAGCGAUCAACAGCGGUUAAACUCCAAUUCGGCUUUACGUUCAAGACAUAAGGGCGCCCCUGAUCACCUUGAUCUCCCAGAACACAAGACGCUUACACAGGAUCCUAACCCUUCUCCCAUGCCACGGUCUAUACCAUUACCCCCGUUGUCUAUCCCGGCAUAUCUGGAACUAGAGUUAUCCUCGUCAAGGCCGUCACCGCUUUACAUCCACCGCUCGGUGGCAAGUCAAUCCCCAUAUGAAUCGUCAGCAGUAAAGAUGGAGCGGCUUUUGAAUUUUAUUCUCCUUCCACCUGCUUUGGAACAAGUCUUAUGGUUCGGCGCGCUAGCCUGCCUUGAUUCGUGGCUGUACUCGUUUACAAUAUUACCACUUCGAUUCGCCAAGGCGCUCUACAUACUUGUAUCCUUCUGGGUGGUUAACAUUUCUCGUGAGGCUCAGUUCGUGUUUACAUUCAUCAUCAAUGGUGUCGGCCGAGUAUGGCGCAGACGGUUGAAGGCGUCGAAGAAGAUGCCUCCUGACUUCGCACACAAUACCCAGAGCGGUGCAGCCGGGACCAACGGCUCUAUCGCAAAUGGGAAUAGAGAUGCAAGGCUAAAGUCUCAGCAGAGUAACACUAGAAGACGAAAGACGUCAGCGCAGCCGAAUCAUCGAAGACAAAAGUCAAUGCCGUCAACAUUAGAGUCAGAUGACAAAGCGGAUAUACUGAAAGGGUCACUGAUUAUCUGCACUUGUAUUGUCCUGAGUUAUUUUGAUGCCAGUCGAAUGUAUCACUGGAUACGAGGGCAAAACGCUAUCAAACUUUACGUUAUUUAUAAUGUACUGGAGGUCGGUGACCGUUUGCUUUCUGCUAUCGGACAAGACGUGUUGGAGUGUCUGUUCUCUCAGGAAGCUUUAGAUAGAGGGAAAGAUGGGCGUAGCAAAGUUGUGCGCCCAUUCUGGCUCUUCUGGCUUGCUCUUGCAUAUACGACUGUACACGCAACAGCCCUGUUUUACCAAGUGGUAACACUCAACGUUGCCGUUAAUUCGUACUCAAAUGCACUCAUCACGCUUCUGUUAUCCAAUCAAUUCGUGGAGAUCAAGUCGACGGUGUUCAAGAAAUUUGAAAAGGAGAACCUUUUCCAGUUGACAUGUGCGGAUGUUGUUGAGAGGUUUCAGCUUUGGCUGAUGCUUACUAUUAUUGCAUCCCGAAAUAUCGUGGAGACUGGGGCAUUUACUUCUUGGUUUACUGUUGGACAGGGCGUGAGUGAUCAAAUUCGCUCAUCUGUUACAAAUAGCACUCCUCUUACUACCUCUCCGCGUUCGUCCACUUCAAUACUUCCGCAAUCAUUCACCUUUUUACCGUCGACAUUCUUUACGUCCCUGACAGGAGGCGCAAAUACACUUUUACCCCAACUCGCUCAGGUUUUAGGCCCGUUCUUGAUCGUUCUAGGAUCUGAAAUGUUCGUGGACUGGCUCAAACACGCAUAUAUUGCGAAAUUCAACAAUACGCGACCAGCAAUUUAUGGGCGAUUCCUUGACGUUCUAGCGAAAGAUUACUACACCAACGCAUUCAUAGACCAGAAUCUAACUAAGCGACUCGGUCUGGCCGUUAUUCCAAUGGCUUGUCUAUUCUUCCGAGUCUCUGUUCAAACAUAUCAAAUGUUCUUGCAGGCGCUGCUCCCGAUGCAAGCGUCUUCUACCGAGCACAGUGCUUCAUUGACAGCAAUGCAUGAGCAUUACUCUAAUUUACCGCAACCUUCAUCACCCACUCUACCUCUUACUGUUCAGUCAGUCAUGUCGAACUCAUUUGAUCGUUUGUCAUGGUUGUUCAAUACCAUAGUGGAAAACGCUAUUCCAUCGCCCAUACAGUCCGUCACAUUUUUCACUAUCGUCCUUGUGCUCACUGGUUACCUGAUCCUUCUCAUAUUCAAGCUUACAUUGGGUAUACUCCUUCUGACGUUUUCGCGCUCACGUUACAAAGCAAUGAAGGAACGCGAACAGGAACUCUACUUUGAUGCUCAGAAUGAUUCGAAGGGCACGUCUCCAUCUGUCUUUCACGACCAACAACAGCACCGUAAGCCUUCCAAUACUUCUGCUGCCAACAUGAACCGAGACUACGUCGUUGAUGGAGGUCGUCGGGUCGGUGGCUGGGGUGUUGUCGAGGUAGACGACGACAAGAGACGCUGGAUCUAUGCCGAUGACCCAAAUGCUUUGCGGAAAAUCAGAGAAAAGGAGCGCGCUGAAAAGGAUAAGCAUUCUGCUAAGGACAGUGGAGCGUUGCUGAAUCUUGAUAAAGUGCAACGAUACGAGAUGGUGGCCAAGCGAAUUUGGUAGGACCCUCUGUUUAUGUAUAGCAUAAGUUCGUACUGCAUCUUGAGGCGUUCGAAUAAUCCUCCCUGCUUGAUAGAUUAUAAUCUGUAAUUAUGGGAACACAAUCACCAUAUGUUUCAUU